UCACGUUAAGUCAUCGCGGACGGUCGUCAAAUCGUGGCGGGUGCGCUAAGUUCGGAAAAAUCGAAGUUCGGGCUCCAAAAAAAAUUAAGUGGGUCUUUAAUCUACUAGUGAAAACUUUGUGGAUUACCUUUCAUUAGUGGGCUAGUGUUGUUGCUAUCAUUCAAAUCGGUACCUGGAAGCUAGCAACGAUUUUGCUAAGUGACAUAUCUUAACGGAAGAUGAUUUCCAAAGUGCUAGUCCUGUCCUGCCUGGUGGCGGUAUCGAUAUGCGCCGAUUCAAAGCUGAAGGUCGACGUGGUCAGCGUACCUGAAGUUUGCAGCACCAAGAGCAAAUCCGGGGACAUGCUGACGAUGCACUACACCGGCAAACUGACCGAUGGAACCAAGUUCGAUUCAAGCUUUGACCGUGACCAGCCAUUCACCUUCCAGCUCGGAGCAGGACAAGUCAUUAAGGGUUGGGACCAGGGAUUGGUUGAUAUGUGCGUUGGAGAAAAGCGUAAGUUGACCAUCCCUCCAGAGCUCGGAUAUGGAGAUCGGGGCGCUGGAAAUGUCAUUCCUGGAGGUGCCACCCUUAUUUUUGACGUCGAACUGAUCAACAUCGGUGACUCGCCCCCAACCACCAACGUGUUCAAGGAGAUCGACGAGAACAAGGACAUGCAGCUGAGCCGCGAAGAGGUCAGCGAAUACCUGAAGAAGCAGAUGGUGGCCGCCGACGGUGGCCAGGAGUCCGAGGACAUCAAGAACAUGAUCGCCGAGCAUGACAAACUGGUGGAGGAAAUCUUCCAGCACGAGGACAAGGACAAGAACGGCUUCAUCUCCCACGAUGAGUUCUCGGGUCCAAAGCACGACGAGCUGUAAAAGAUCCUCGAUCUUUUCCGGGAAGCUUUACUUCCGAACUUCCCCCCCCCCUUUACCUUAGCUUUAAUCCUCGUUGUUCAAUUCUCAACUCCUUUCGCUGUUUCCGCCCUAAAGCGGAAGCAGGUUCCAAUUUGUUGCAAUUUUUAACUAUUUUUCUUGUUUCCUGUUUACUUAAGCAUUUAAGACUCGUAGAAUGGUUUACGUUAGUAGAUGAAAAACAGAGAAUUAUAUUUUUUAUUUCCGACCGUGAUGCGACUAUUUAAACCUUCAUAUUUUACAACUUUGAGAGGUAGAUUAUUUAUUUUACCACGGUAUGUCACUCGAAGCAGUUAUUGUUGUGAAAAAUUCGUUCAUCGUUAGCAGUUCGUUUACGAAGAUAAAAAGUCCGUUUCUAUUGGUGUAAAUAUAUUAAAAGUGGUGCAAUCAUUUUUUAAUAACAAAUUUUCUUUUGAGUUUAUUUAUCAUCGAAAAAUUAUUUGAAAAAAGUAACGUGUCGUAAGAAAAAUUUGCACAAAUUUAACUGUUAGCUGGGAAAACAGGCUAGAAUAUGAAGAUAGGAAAAAAACAAUACCGGUGUUCAAAAGUUAACAUAUUUGUUUCGAUACCGUAACAACGCAACACAUCACACAUACGAGAAACAUAUCACAGUUUAGGAAAGUAAUAAAAGACAUUUUGUAAAGA
This is a messenger RNA of Uranotaenia lowii, 1538 nucleotides long. RefSeq names its product FK506-binding protein 2 (gene Fkbp14). Gene Ontology annotation, molecular function: calcium ion binding; peptidyl-prolyl cis-trans isomerase activity. The record is from RefSeq and is a predicted model, not a curated record. Lineage: Eukaryota; Metazoa; Arthropoda; Insecta; Diptera; Culicidae. The transcript has 5 exons. The coding region runs from base 219 to 857 and encodes 212 amino acids.